CAAUUUCCCAUCGUCCUUUGCGCCUCGACCCGCACAUCCGGUUUGCUCUGGAUCAGUCGCACACGUGUUGUUUUGAGCCGCUCGCUGCUCUGCUGAUUAUAAACCUGGUUUUGUUCGGAUAUUUUCGAAAUAAACCGUAAUCUGGUGCGUGACUGUGACUGUCGAGAGUUUAUCAUCAUGUUCCUGCAGUUUUAUCUGAAUGAGAACGGCGACAGGGUUUAUACUCUGAAGAAAGUGGACCCGACCGGUCAGCCCACCAGCUCGGCGCACCCGGCCCGCUUCUCACCGGACGACAAGUUCUCCAGACACCGCGUGACCAUCAAGAAACGCUUCGGGCUUCUGCUCACACAACAACCGCGACCCGUGCUCUGAACCGAACUUUUACACUAUUUUUUUUUUAAUUUUUUUUUUUAAAUUGAACAAUGUUAUGUUUAUUUUCUGGUUACUAGAAGUAUGACAUUUUGUUUGUUGAUCAGCAUGUGAAUUAAUCUUUAUGUGAAAUUUAAUAAAAUGCGUGAUUUGUA
Megalobrama amblycephala (Wuchang bream) is the source of this 524-nucleotide messenger RNA. It is a transcript of the gene nop10, whose product is annotated as NOP10 ribonucleoprotein homolog (yeast). Gene Ontology annotation, cellular component: box H/ACA snoRNP complex; box H/ACA telomerase RNP complex. Lineage: Eukaryota; Metazoa; Chordata; Actinopteri; Cypriniformes; Xenocyprididae. The coding region runs from base 178 to 372 and encodes 64 amino acids. Gene Ontology annotation, biological process: rRNA pseudouridine synthesis; snRNA pseudouridine synthesis; ribosome biogenesis. The record is from RefSeq and is a predicted model, not a curated record. Gene Ontology annotation, molecular function: box H/ACA snoRNA binding; telomerase RNA binding. The transcript has 2 exons.